CAUUAUAAAAUCAAAACAAACAACAAAACUCUUUAAAAUACUUUAUAAUGUCCAAAGACACUCAGUCCAGUGAUAACCAAACAAAAUUACUGCGUGUAAGCAAAUCGCACGGAGCGAACUCGGCAGAGUCAGACAGAUCGUUCCAGAUCUUCCGCAACAACUCCACGGCCAUCGAGGUCAUCGUGAAAGCCAUACCGAAGGCGCUGAAGAGGAAGACAAGAAACGACGAGACCAGCAGGUCUGGCCUGAGCGAGGGCCCAGGGAGCAUGAAUAAUGUGAGAACCGCGCAGACAGGCGGAGACCUGGGUGCUCUGGUCCUGGAGCUGAAGCGGCAACUGGACGUGACCAGCCGGCGCGAGCUGGACGCACAGGCCGACCUCGUCCACCUACGCUUCGAAAACGAGAAGUUAAAAACACUCCUGGAAAGCAAAACUAACAUCGUUCUCAAAUUGAGGAAAGAACUGGGCAAUGUGAGGCACACUCUGAAGAAUAUAAUCAAAGGCAUCUGCUCGCGGUGCCAGGUGGCUGACGGCCCGUUCUCUGAGCCAGAGUACGUGGACUUCGAGAGGGACCUCGGCAAGCAGCAGCCGGGGGGCCGCGGCCGCCUCGACGCCACCUUGCUCAGCCAUUUAAACAGCACGUUCUCUGAACUGUCCUCGCCACUGCACUUUAAGUAGUGUUUUAAAGUUUUAUUAUGUUAAUUUAUUGUUUUUAAGUUUCUUUAUUUUGUAUGCACCUUGUUAUUAACGCAGGAAACUUUGUUACUCUGCUAAGAUUCACCUACUUAUGAAAGUACCGACGAUGUGGACACCAAAAAUAAAGAAUAUGUAAUUGUAA
Molecule: messenger RNA, 837 nt
Organism: Plutella xylostella (diamondback moth)
Lineage: Eukaryota; Metazoa; Arthropoda; Insecta; Lepidoptera; Plutellidae
Source: RefSeq, a predicted model, not a curated record